CAAUCCUGUAUGGGUCAGAACGAAGAAAAUAUGGAAGAACGCAACAACUGACAUUUCGGAAUGUAUUGUUAAUUCUUAAAACACACCGGGUGUUGUUCAGUUGUGCAGGAAGCGUGUUUUGCGUAUUGUUUGGGACUUGCGAGCCCACCUUUUCCCAGAUGACAUGUGGUUACAACACGUACAGCUGGUUGGUUAUCGGAAGUUAAUCAGUUUGAUUUUGUGUAUGGCUAUAUUUGGAUGCUUUUUUGUUUGUUAAAAAUAUUAAUAAACGCAUAAUUGUAGUACGUCGUUUCAACAGAGAGGAAGAAACUGGAAGCGUGUUUGAAUCUAGUCAAACCCGACCAGAGAUCUAUCAUACACCUGGCAGGGUAGUUCAGAAGAACAACUAAAGGGAAGGCUCCACCUCCUCCAUCCACAGCAAAGCACUUUGAUGGUUCUUCAGUUUCUCAGAGUGUGGAAUCUCCAAACAUAGUCAUGGAUCAGAAGGAGAACUUCAUUGAUCAGGACAUCACUCUCACAGUGGUGCUUCCAGGAGGUGUGGAGAAGUCUACUACUGUACAUGGAAGCAAGCCUAUGAUGGACUUGUUGGUUGUACUGUGUGGGAAGUAUCGUCUAAACCCAUCCAGCCAUACCAUAGAACUCCUCUCAACUAACAGAAACCAAAUCAAGUUUAAACCAAAUGCAUUGAUAGGAGAACUGGAAGCAGAAAAAGUGAUAUUGAAGCCAAAAGGCAUGAACGAGAAGAAGAAGCCUGCCCCUGUAGUGCCUGAGGCAACGGUCCGGCUGGUAAUAAACUACAAAAAGACUCAAAAAACCAUUUUAAGAGUUAGUCCACAAGUACCUCUUCAGCAUCUGAUCCCUGCAGUUAGUGAAAAAUGUGAAUUUGAUCCAAAGCGCAUUGUAUUGCUUAAAGAGGAGCGGUCCCGGGAGGCUCUGGACUUGACAAAAUCCCUCAAUGAUCUGGGCUUAAGGGAACUAUAUGCACUGGACACUGGAGGCAUUUCUUCAGGUUUGCACAGCUUUUCUGCCCAUCAAGACCAAACAAGCAGUGAGAUUCUUAAGGAGAAAGAAAACAAAGGAUUCUUCAAUAUAUUUAGAAGAAGCAAGAAAAAAAAUGAACAGGCUGCCAGUGCUCCAGCGUCACCGACUUUGAUUCAGAAACCAGGUAUGCGGACAUCGCAAAGUGUCCGUGCUCAUACAUACAGCUCCAGCACACUGCCUUCAGACAUGCCGAAGAAGAGGCGAGCACCCCUGCCUCCAAUGAUUGUUUCGCAGAGCAUGCCGCAGGACCUGAGCAACGUGCAGAUGAACACACAGCCUGCAUCUCGACCAGAAAGGGAGAAGGAUUUUACUGGAAUAAGCAGACAAGCAUCCUCAGAAUCCUCUCUGAGGAGUACCAAACGGAAAGCACCUCCUCCUCCAGCGCCACCCUGCAAAAUGGCACAAGAGCAGCCCCUGCAGGAGACACAUAAUAAAGCUGGAGUUUUCUCACAACACUGCCUUGAGGAAAUAAAUGAAAAGGAAGAAGCAACUGUAUCAAACACGGAGGAUUCAGGAACCACUAUGCAUGCACAACAGGGAGUGCAUAGCCCCUAUAUGUCUUCUGAUUUACCAUCAGACACUCGGGAAAUUGAACCUACUUCACCAGCUGAUAGUGCAGACCGGCAGAACUCCCCGACUACAUCUGAAAGCUGUGAGAGAGAGAAGAGGAACAGCAUGACCACAGAUGGCAAACAAGCCAGUGUCAUUGUAAACAGCCAAGCGCGUGACCGUAGUGUUGAGGAAAUUAAUAGGCAUUCUGUAACUCCCAGCUUGCAAAACAAUGAAGUGGGAUCUGUGACAUGCAAGAGUGAGGAGACAUGCACUGUGACUGCAAGCAAGGAACCAGUAAAAGAGCAACAGGUUACAGCAAGUUGCAUAGCCGUACCAGCAGAUGAAAGCAGUAAAGAAUGUGACACUGAAAAAACAAACGACUUUGAAAAGAUUCAGGACCCUAAAACUAAUUCUGCUGUUACAAAAUCUGUGAAAAUGAUAGAUUCAGCCAUUCAGGCAUCAGCUGAAAUGGACAGUGAAGACCCAGCACAUGAGGAGACCAAGGAAGAGGUGCAGGGCCAAAGUAUUGUUAAAACACAUUUUAUAACUUCAGAAAAAAAAGUACAUGCAUCUAAUGUAACUGAUAUCAAUUUGACUACACAAGAGGGGUGGACACAGGAUAUGUCAAUUAAGAAAUUACAUCCAACAGAGAAUGAAUGUAUACCUCAAACCUAUGAAAAGACUGCUGAGUGCCAAACAAAAAGCCCUGUGGUCUACAAGAGAGACUCUGAGCCUAAACCAAAGCCUUCUAAUGAAGCGAAAAGAGACUACAUACCAAAGAUUGGAAUGACUACUUACAAAAUCGUGCCUCAAAAGUCCUUGGAGAAGCUAAAGUUCUAUGAGGUUGAAGUGACACUGGAGGUCCAAGACAAGACUCGGAAUCUAGAAACAUUGACUCCGUUAACCGACUCCAAGGCCGAGGUUCCACAGAACUCAGAUGUACAGAGUGCCUCUGAUUCAAAUGAGACUCGGAGUCAUAAUACUGAUGGGACUGUUCAACCUAAUGAGAUGGCUGCCAAAAAUGACUAUGUUGUAAUUAAUAAUGAAGAUGCAAUAUCGGUUCAUAACGCAGCCCAAGUAAACGUUAAAGAAGCUGCAGGAACUUCAAAUGAUGGCCAACCUUUAUCUCCACCUGAGACUCAUUACCAGCCACCACCUCUGUCAGGAGUGAAAGAAAAGAAAACUCCACCUGCUACUAAACCAAAACCUGGGUCUUUCCGCUUGCCACAGCAAAAACGAACAUCUGGGUAUUAUGUAAUUUCAGCAGCUAGUAAACAUGGCAUAGGAUGUACCAGCCCUGGCCCUAAUGAGACACCCCAAAGCCCUGCAAAAGAGGAGGACACCACACCUGACAAGACUGUUGAAACUGUAGACGAAACCAGUUUUCCUCCCCCGCCACCAAUUGAUUUGUCUGAAAUAUCACUAGAAAAAGUUGAAGGAGGAGCAGCUGCUGUGGUUUCAAGGCCCCUAAGUUAUCCAAAUAAAGGGUCGGCAGGAUUAAGUUUCCUUAAAUAUAGAAGUUUUGCUGCUCCUAAACCGUAUCCCUCUACCUCUCCAUCUCCCUUUGCUCUUGCUGUGUCUUCAGCGGUCAAGCGCUCUCAGUUUAGUAGAGGAUCAUCUUUAAAGGCUCACACUUCUCAAGAAUUGCCAAGUGCAUCUUUUCUUCAAAGUUAUGCAACUAAAGAGGUGAAAGAACCAUCAAAAGUCUUAAAAGAAUCAUCUAUUACUAUUUGCAAUUCCGUACAGGGAAAUGACUGUCGAGAAAAACAAGAAGAAAAUCAGGUGAAGCUGCAGGUCCUAGCCCAGUCGUGCACUUCACUUGGUAAUGGGAUUCCUGCCCCGGUAUCUGAUCCUGAGGAGAUCCGCAACACCCUCCUAGAUGCUAUUCUGUCUGGAGAUGGGGCUGCCAAAUUGAAAAAAGUUCCUGCUGCAUUGAAUACUAUAUCUGUUAAUGGAGGAUCCAUACCAACUCAACCUUGUUCUUCACUGACAGAGUAGCAACUUACAUUUAACAACCUGCAUUAUAAACGCCAAAUCAAUAGGUACUUUAUUGUACAGAACAUGAAAGGUAGAGUGACUCAAGAUUGCAGUGGAGUUGAAAUAUUGUACUUCUGAAACUGAUUAUUUUGCUGAAGAAACUAUUUUGAUAAUUGUUUAUAUUCUUGUUACUAAAUAAGAGUAUUAUAAUAUUUGCCUUUUUUUUUUUGCAUAUUUAAGAUAUUAUAUGUAAAUAUAAAUUAGAAUAUUAUAUAUUUUGCUUCAGUGGGUUUGCUGGUCAUGUAAUUUUAAAAAUCUACUUCUAUCACUUGUUGCCUUGAAGUAUUUGGCAUAUGUAUGUGGUUUUUUUUGCAUUGAUCUGCAAGUAUUUUGAUUCUGAAUUGUGUUUUUACAGUAUCAUAUAUUCAGGUGCGAGGCCCAGGAAUCCUAUAGCAAGAAUUAACUAAAUAUAGAGUGCUUUCAGAAACAAAUUGCUUUAUUUAUUUCCUUGCCUUUGUCUUGAACCAUCACAAUUGUAUUUCUUUAAAAAUAAUAGUAAAGUCUAGUUAUGGUGGUGAAAUGGUUGUGGUUGUUGCAUGGGCUUUCAUGCAGCAAGUAUGUUGAAUAUGUCCAGCAUACUGUCCAGUUAAUGUAUGUUAUAUCACUUAACUAUGAACACGCACGAGUUUAACUACAUAUGUACUUGUCUGGUGUUUUAAAAUGCAUUGGGUCAUUCAAUAAACAUAAGAAUCUGUACGGUAUACAAAAUAAAAAUGUCGUCUGCCUUUUUAAAACA
This is a messenger RNA of Acipenser ruthenus (sterlet), 4366 nucleotides long. Its product is annotated as cordon-bleu protein-like 1. Gene Ontology annotation, molecular function: actin monomer binding. The record is from RefSeq and is a predicted model, not a curated record. Bases 475 to 3591 code for a protein of 1038 amino acids. NCBI's taxonomy places the organism in Eukaryota, Metazoa, Chordata, Actinopteri, Acipenseriformes, Acipenseridae. The transcript is spliced from 13 exons.